This is a messenger RNA of Punica granatum (pomegranate), 1984 nucleotides long. The record is from RefSeq and is a predicted model, not a curated record. NCBI's taxonomy places the organism in Eukaryota, Viridiplantae, Streptophyta, Magnoliopsida, Myrtales, Lythraceae.
AGAAGCUGUAUGUAACAUAUCCAUGGGGAUUUCAUUCAUUCAGCUCCAUUUGGCAGAUGACUGAAUGAAUGAAUGAAUGAAUGAAGCCCCCAAGAAUGUGAGCAGCUCUUGGUGGAUAGGAAGACAGAGAAAGAGAAAGAGAGAGAGGCACUCUUUGUGGUGAAACAGUCUCCCUGCCUCGCCCCCUCUCAUCUACUCCCCCCCUUGUCUCCUCUUUGACACCUCCCUCGGAAUGCGGGACAGGGGCAUCUAAGUCGAGCGGGAGCUUCAUGUGAUGGCUAAAACAUGCUGGCCCUACUUUGAUCCCGAGUAUGAAAACCUCAGCACUAAAAUCAAUCCACCGAGGGUCUCUAUCGAUAACACUAGCUGUAGCGACUGUACACUUAUCAAGGUUGAUAGCAUGAAUAAACCUGGAAUCCUUCUCGAAGUUGUCCAGAUACUCGCUGACCUCGAUCUUAUUGUCACAAAAGCUUACAUCUCAUCAGAUGGCGGCUGGUUCAUGGAUGUAUUUCAUGUCACCGAUCAGCAAGGAAACAAAAUUACAGAUAGCAAAACGAUGGAGUACAUAGAAAAGGUUUUAGGUCCAAACGGGCACCGCAUUGACAGAAUAAAGAUGUGGCCGGGCAAACGGGUCGGGAUCCACUCCAUUGGAGACCACACUGCAAUCGAACUCAUAGGCAAGGACCGUCCAGGUCUACUAUCAGAAAUCUCCGCGGUCCUUGCAGGACUCCAAAUCAACGUGGUAGCGGCUGAAGUGUGGACUCACAACAGGAGGAUUGCCUGUGUCCUGUAUGUGAAUGAUGACAUCACCAGUCGUGCCGUGGAUGAUCCUAAGAAACUCUCGGUCAUGGAGGACCAGCUCCAGAACAUCCUUCGAGGUUGUGAGACCAAUGAUGACGAUGAUGAGAACAAGGUUGCUCGGACUUCUUUCUCCAUGGGCUUCACUCACAUUGAUCGAAGGUUGCACCAGAUGCUGUUUGCUGACAAGGACUAUGAGAGCUGUGGCCUGACUUCUGAUUCCGAUCAUAGCCCGCCCUCCUCAAAAUCAACAGUCACGAUCGACCGGUGCGAGGAGAAGGGGUAUUCUGCGGUCAGUGUCCGGUGCAAGGAUCGACCGAAGCUGUUAUUUGACAUUGUUUGCACGCUGACGGAUUUGCAGUAUGUUGUUUUCCAUGCUAGCAUCUCAUCCGAUGGUCCCGAUGCUCUACAGGAAUACUACAUUAGGCAUAUGGAUGGUUGCACACUCGAUUCUGAAGGAGAGAAGGAACGGGUGAUUAAAUGCCUUGAAGCUGCGAUUCGGAGACGAGUCAGUGAGGUAAGUUACAAUGCCAUCUUCAGCCUAACUCGUGAUCAUGCUCUACGUAUUUUAAUUAUGUUACUAAUGCAGGGACUAAGCUUAGAGCUAUGUGCAAAGGACAGAGUGGGGCUGCUCUCAGAGGUAACUCGGAUCCUCCGAGAAAACGGGCUCUCUGUUACAAGGGCUGGGGUGACCACGGUCGGGGAACAGGCCGUGAAUGUCUUCUAUGUUCGAGACGCUUCGGGGAACCCGGUGGACAUGGAGAUGAUCGAGGCCCUGAGGAAGGAAAUCGGGCACACGAUGAUGCUCAACGUGAAGAAGUCGCAGGGACCGGCCGUCGCGAAUAAGGCCCAGGGCCCCGAGGCCAGCGGGUGGGCCAAGACAAGCUUCUUCUUUGGGAAUCUCUUCGAGAGAUUCUUGGCUUGAAUCCCAUAAAUGGUUGUCGCAUCUUGCCCAUAUAAGAUUAUCUCUAACCCGAAAACAUGCAUGCAACCUUAAAAAGUGUAAGCAAGCAUAGAAAAUAUCUAUGUGUAAUAAGGUCAUGCCAGGUGUUAAAAGAUGAUGUAUGGGGCAGGGGCUUUGUCAAAUUGUAAUUUGCAUGUACGCUUUUAUGAAUUUUAAAUCCUUCUGGGCUUCUCUUGUUUUACAUACGUCGGAUGAAUAUACCGUUUCUUUGAUUGUGUUUUC